AUCUGCAGCGAUUACAAAAGGAGGAGAGGCUGGUCUGGGGUCAGUCGCUCUGAGCAGGUUUAGCUGCUGGAGUUAUUUUAAAACUCUCUCCUCCUCUCAGUGUUUGUUCUUCAUCCGAGCAGCACCGACCGACCGAACGCCUCUCAGAGGACUCUCUCUGGAGUCCCUCAGGCGUCCAUCAUGGACACGUUUUUCCGUCGUCACUUUAAGAGGAAGGAAUCUUCUCUGCAGUUGGAUGCUGAAGCCAAGUCUUGCCGCCAGCGAAGGCCCAGCGUGGCCGUUCCCACCAGUAAAGCCCGCCGGAGGUCCAGUGCCGGGUUACCAUCCUCCACUCUGACCCAGCGGCGGCGCUCCAGCGUCCAGCUGCCGGCCGGACCUCCGAGUGCAGGAGGAGGCCGUCUGGCCAAGACCUCGAGUCACUGCAGGUGGGUGGGACACGGCCGGAGACGCUCCAGCACCACCACCCCCAGCCUCAACCCGAGGUUCGCUGUCCGGAGGAGGAAGGUGGGGAAGCUGCGCACCAUCGACACCCACCUGCUGGGUCCGUCCAUGCUGCUGGCCAGCCUCAUCCAGAUGGCCGAGGAGGAGGAGGACGAGGAGGGGGCGGGGCUACCGGCGGCCGAGCAGCAGGUGGAGGUGAGGGGCGGAGCCAACAACAUUCGGAUGUUUUCCCGCUCCAGCAGCCUCCACUCAGACGGAGACGACAGCAGUGAUUACUCCGACGGCAGCCAAUCAGACAGCAGCGAGCCGUCGGAGGCGGAGCAUCUGGCCGAGGAGGACUCCGCCUCCUGGUCUCCUGAGGCCCGCUGCUCUCCGGCCUCCACCCCGUCCUGCUCCUCCGUCCUGGAGGUGAAGAGGCCCCAGCUGCCCUCGCGGCCCCUGAUCCGGGCCCCUCGCUGCCUGAGGAGGAACUCCUCUCAGCUCCACGCCGGAGACUCGGCUGCCUACAGCUGCUACCGAGUCUCCAGCCAGAGGAAGAGGAGGAGGAUCUCCACCAUCUCCAAGGCCGGCAGCCCCUGGCCGGGCCGAGGCCUCCCGCUGCCCAGCCGCAGGACCUCCGUCUACUACCUCAACCACCCGGGCUUCUGCAGGGGCCCCGGGGCCCUGAGCCCGCUGGGGGCCCACAGCUACGACUCCAGACUGGAGAGCUGGAGCGCCUUCCUGCUGAAAGCCAUUGCUAAGUCGGGCCUUCAGCACGCCGGGACUCAACCCAACGUGUCUCAGAGCGACUCGCUGCAGGAGCCGAGCAGCAGCAUCGACUGGACGGAUAAUGCUCAGUUUGGAGACCACAUCUGGUUUGAGACCAGCGGCUCUGGAGAUUUCUGCUACGUUGGAGAGCAAUACUGCAUCGCCAAGUCUCUGCAAAAGUCCGUCGCAAGGAAGAAAUGUGCUGGAUGCAAGAUAUCGGUGCACACCAUGUGCAUGGAGCAGCUAGAGAAGAUUAAUUUCAGGUGCAAACCGUCGUUCAGGGAACCAGGAUCUCGAGCCAUUCGAGAGCCCAACGUUGUUCGACACCACUGGGUCCACAGAAGGCGGCAGACUGGGAAGUGUCGACAGUGUGGGAAGGGCUUCCAGCAGAAGUUUUCAUUUCACAGCAAAGAGAUCGUCGCCAUCAGCUGCUCGUGGUGCAAACAGGCGUACCACAACAAGGUGACGUGCUUCAUGCUGCAGCAGAUCGAGGAGUGCUGCUCUCUGGGAGCUCACGCUGCCGUCAUCAUCCCUCCCACCUGGAUCAUCAGGGUCCGACGGCCGCAGACAUCUCUGAAGUCCAGUAAAAAGAAGAAAAGGACAUCGCUGAAGUGCAACAAGUCGAGCAAGAAGGGAGCAGAGGUUCAGGAUGGCCGCUGGAAGCCCUUCCUGGUGAAGCCGGUUCCCUCUCAGCUCAUGAAGCCUCUGCUGGUGUUUGUGAACCCAAAGAGUGGCGGCAACCAGGGAGCAAAGCUCAUCCAGUCCUUCAUGUGGUACCUGAACCCUCGGCAGGUGUUUGACCUGACGAAGGGAGGUCCAAAAGAGGGGUUGGAGUUAUAUGCCAAAGUGCCCAACCUGAGGAUCCUGGCCUGUGGAGGAGACGGGACGGUGGGCUGGAUCCUGUCGGUUCUGGACCAGCUGAAGCUCCGUCCUCAGCCUCCUGUCGGCAUCCUCCCUCUGGGGACUGGGAACGACCUGGCCAGGACCCUUAACUGGGGAGGGGGCUACACUGAUGAACCCAUCACAAAGAUCCUCUCACAUGUGGAGGAUGGAAACAUCGUCCAGCUGGACCGGUGGAACCUGAACGUGGAGGCGAAUCCAGAGGCCCGAACCGAGGAGAGGGAUGAGCAUCAGACAGACAAGCUUCCCAUCGACGUCUUCAACAACUACUUCAGUCUGGGCUUCGACGCUCACGUCACACUGGGCUUCCAUGAAUCCAGAGAGGCGAACCCAGAGAAGUUCAACAGUCGCUUCAGGAAUAAGAUGUUCUAUGCAGGGACAGCCUUCUCAGACUUCCUAUCAGGGAGCUCCAAAGACCUCGCCAAGCACAUCAAAGUGGUGUGUGAUGGUACAGACCUGACGGCCAAAGUUCAGGAUCUGAAGCUGCAGUGUUUGCUCUUCCUCAAUAUCCCCAGGUACUGUGCCGGCACCGUGCCGUGGGGUCACCCCAGCGAGCAUCAGGACUUUGAACCUCAACGCCACGAUGACGGCUGCAUCGAAGUCAUCGGCUUCACCAUGACUUCUCUGGCCACGCUGCAGGUGGGCGGCCACGGCGAGCGUCUCCACCAGUGUAAAGAAGUGACCCUCACCACCUUCAAGUCCAUCCCCAUGCAGGUGGAUGGCGAGCCCUGCAAGCUGGCUCCAUCCAUCAUCCACAUCAACCUGAGGAACCAGGCCAACAUGGUGCAGAAGGCCAAGAGAAGGAUCUCCAUGCCCCAUCUCAACGAUCAGCAGCCAGUUCCUGAGAAGCUGCAGAUCAGAGUAAACAGGAUCAGCAUGGCGGCGUAUGAGGCUCUGCAUUAUGACAAGGACCAGCUGAAGGAGGCCUCAAUGGCGCUGGGAGUCAUCACCGUCCCUGGAGACAGCGAUCUGGAGACCUGCCGCCUCCUCAUAGACCGUCUACAGGACAACCUGGACCAGGACUGUGACGAGAUGAAAGGAGAGUGUCUGUCUUCACAAAAACUUUCCAUGAAGUGGUGUUUCCUCGACUGUACGACUGCAGAUCGUUUCUACAGGAUCGACCGAGCUCAGGAACAUCUGAACUACGUGACGGAGAUCUCUCAGGAGGAACUCUACAUCCUGGACCCGGAGCUGGUCGCCAAGGAGACGGUGGGCACCUCGCCAGGUAUGCCGGACCUGGUGGAUUCAGAGGAGCAUCAGGACCAGCAGAGGCAGUUCGCCUUCCCCUGUUCACCAACAUCCCCGACCUCCUCAGCUACUCCCAGGGCCAGAGAUUUUCAGAGGAAGAGGAUUUCCAGUGACAGUUCGGUGGCCGACGCUUUGUCCCAGAGCUCCUCGAAGACGACCCUCUGCAGGAGAGGAGCAAAGAUUAUCAAUGUCCAUCGCUCCAACACCACGCUGGCUGAUUUCAGACCCAUCAUUCGAUCUUCCACUGCUACCUCACAAGACCCUGGAAAAGAUACAGAACUGAUCAGCUGCGUCAAGAAUCAGGACCUGGACAGACUGACGGAGCUCCACCAGCAGGGGGCAGAUAUCCUGCUGCAGGAUGCUGACGGCUGCACGCUGCUGCAUCACGCUGUGGAGGUCGGCUGCAAGGACAUCGUCAAGUACCUCAUUGAAAACGUGCCCACGUCUCACCUGGACGUAACAGAGAAAGAGACAGGUGAGACGGCGCUGCAUAAAGCUGCCACCAGCUGUCAGAGGAGCAUCUGUCACUUCCUGGUGGAGGGCGGAGCGUCGCUCAUGAAGACGGACCUGCAGGGCGAAACUCCCAAACAGCGAGCCGAGAAGGCCGAGGACGGCGAGCUGUCCGAGUAUCUGGACAACUGUCAACAUUACCAGAUGAUCCAGAGGGAGGACCAGGAGACGGCGGUCUGACCUCCACCAGGAACACCGUCUCCGUCCGUCCCUCUGUCUUUAGGUUUCCAUUUAACACCUUCAGCAUAAACAUCUGAGGAGACGCAUCAGAAAACCAUCAUUUUUUUACCUCCAUAGCGCUUCUUCUUUGGAUUAUUGUGCAUUUUUUUCUUUUUUUUCUGUGUUCAAACUGCUUUUUUGGAGAAAGUCGGGGGUUUGUGGGCUCCUGAAAAAGCCUCUGUAACUACGCUUCUUCUGGACACUAAAACGAAGUCAAACUAGUUUUUAUUUCGGGGCCACAGAGACUCUGGGAUGUACAAAGUGUGCUCUGCCUCCACGUUAGCCUGGCUGUGUGUGGAACGACAAAGAAAGAGAAACAGCUGCCGCCCGGCGAACACUGACGCCAUUCACACGUCCACAGCUGAACGCUUUCGCCAUAUCAGACCAUAAAACCAAAAAAAUAACAAAAACCGUGUCUUCUCUCAGCUUCUAGUGACCUUUUGGAUGUAUUUGUUUACUCGACAGAAAUAAGUGUUUGGAUAUUUAACUUUAGCGCGGCUGGAUCUAGCUAUUUAUGACUGACUCUUAGAGAUAAAACACACUCUGCUUGUGAUCGAACACGGAAUUUUAGAUAUUUUUAGUAAUUUUUCUGUCUGUUACAUGGCUGUAAAGCAAAGCGGCUGCCAGCAGGAAGCUUCUCGUCGUGGUUUUCGUGUAUCUACUGUGUAAAUAAUAAAAGCUCCCAUAGACUCCUCAGUGUUGGAAACUUUAAACAGAAGCUGAAAUCAGAUUCUGCCAAAGUCUGUACGGUGAAUAAUUAGCUAACAUAGCGUCUGAGAGAGAUUAUAUCAACUUAUAACUGUUUGGUUUCAUCAUUUCUGAGUGACCUGCAAUAAAGCAUGUCAGCACCA
Molecule: messenger RNA, 4916 nt
Organism: Amphiprion ocellaris (clown anemonefish)
Lineage: Eukaryota; Metazoa; Chordata; Actinopteri; Pomacentridae
Gene: dgkzb
Product: diacylglycerol kinase, zeta b
Exons: 34
Coding region: 181-4026 (1281 amino acids)
Biological process (GO): intracellular signal transduction; diacylglycerol metabolic process; regulation of synaptic transmission, glutamatergic
Cellular component (GO): nucleus
Molecular function (GO): ATP-dependent diacylglycerol kinase activity; protein binding
Source: RefSeq, a predicted model, not a curated record